This is a messenger RNA of Sinocyclocheilus grahami, 954 nucleotides long. RefSeq names its product trace amine-associated receptor 13c-like. Gene Ontology annotation, cellular component: membrane. Bases 1 to 954 code for a protein of 317 amino acids. The record is from RefSeq and is a predicted model, not a curated record. The transcript has a single exon. NCBI's taxonomy places the organism in Eukaryota, Metazoa, Chordata, Actinopteri, Cypriniformes, Cyprinidae. Gene Ontology annotation, biological process: G protein-coupled receptor signaling pathway. Gene Ontology annotation, molecular function: trace-amine receptor activity.
AUGGCCUAUGAGACAGAGGAUCAUGAGAUUCAAUACUGCUUUCCUGACAUCAACUCAUCAUGUAUCAAGGGAAAACGUUCUAGUCAUGAAUACAAUAUCAUGUAUGUGUUAAUAUUAUUGUUGUCAGCAUGGACUGUGUUUCUGAACCUGCUGGUGAUCAUCUCCAUCUCUCACUUCAAGAAGCUUCACACACCAACCAACUUGCUUAUUCUCUCUCUGGCUGUUUUCGACAUGUUUAUUGGACUUAUUGUGAUACCCAUAGAGGCCAUAAAACUGAUUGAGAUAUGUUGGUACUUUGGACACACUUUUUGUGGACUUUUUGUAGUCAUCAUCGGGCUGCUUCUUUCUGCGUCUCUUGGUAAUUUAGUUUUAAUUGCUAUUGAUCGUUAUGUGGCUGUGUGUCACCCUUUACUGUACCCACACAAAAUAACAAUGACUAAAACUUUAAUGGGCAUCUGUAUCUGUUGGUUUACUUGCUUCAGUGGUAAUUUUGCCUUUGCAAUAAAUUACAGAUAUUUUGACACAGCACAGGCCGAUGUGUGCUACGGAGGGUGCUUUUUAAACGUUCCAUAUUCAUUAAGGAUCAUGGAUCUGUUCAUAUCUUUUCUAAUCCCUUGCACCGUGAUCAUAGCUUUAUAUUUGAGGAUAUUUUACGUUGUACAUCAGCAAGUGAAAAUUAUAAACUCUCUGAUGAAGAGUGGUAAAUGUGAAAUGGAAGAUUCAGUGAAAUCUGAGAGCAAAGCUGCUCUGACAUUAGGAAUCAUUAUGACAGUUUAUCUGCUUUUCUAUAUUCCAUUCUAUAUAUUGUAUAUAACAGCUGUCACUACUGCUAAAGAAAUCUCUUCUCCCACAAUGACAUUUCUUGCAUGGACUUUGUAUGCUAACGCAGGAGUCAAUCCUCUUAUCUAUGCUUUAUUUUACCGCUGGUUUAAAAUAUCAGUUAAACCAUCUUAA